Messenger RNA from Monomorium pharaonis (pharaoh ant), 5929 nucleotides. RefSeq lists its product as uncharacterized. The coding region runs from base 2178 to 3389 and encodes 403 amino acids. The transcript has 5 exons. Lineage: Eukaryota; Metazoa; Arthropoda; Insecta; Hymenoptera; Formicidae. The record is from RefSeq and is a predicted model, not a curated record.
UUUUUAAAGCAAAAAGUCAAAUAGCGCGCGCGCAGCGCGCGCUUGUAAUGUUCUAGUAAACUUGAAAAAUUCGAUGACAAUAAAUAGCUAAAACUGCAAGGUAAAUUUUCACUCGUAAAAUAACACGUUAAAUAUUUUAAGCUUAACAUUUACAUUUUACGGUCGUUUAAAAUGCAAUAUCGAAAUAAUUGGGUCAAAUGAGUAUUCCUCGAAAUUUUCUCAAAGAGCAGUUUGCUUGGAGCUUAAAGCAAAAUAAGAUUAGAGAAGAUUAGGAUCUCCGGCACUUUAAUACACUCCGUAUAAAACUUUCCCCCGGAAUUGACACACAUUUUGCAUACGAUUUAUCGCAUGCACUUUUUUGAGGUCAACUUAAUAUAGAUAGAAAAAAGCGCGAAGUUUGCCGCACGAAAAACCGAGAUCCAUCAAGAUUAAUGUCGCCAAUGCCUUACACGCUUUAUGGCGUGUUUAUUAACUUCUGCCCCAGAUGAAGAUUUCGCGGCGAUGUCGGAUUAUUCUUUGGAUUCUCUAGAAAGCAUUGAGGAUGAUUCCUUGGAGAAACGCAUUUCGAUUAAUGGUGAGAAUAACGAUAACCUGGAAACGAUCAAAUCCGACAACACAUCUGUCGAGAACGCAUCAUUUCAAUUAAUUUCCGAAUUAGCAACAUCACUCCAGAGUAAAGGUAUUAAAAAACAAUAUAAAUUCGAUAUAAAUUCAAUUUUUGUGAAUCAAUUUCAAGAGGAGAGAAAUUCAAUAACAAUUGUAAUGCAAUAAAGUAUCUAACAUAUCUUCGUUGAAAUUUUACUUUUUUGGAGAAGUCGAUAUUCUUAUAGGAGGAAUUAAUAAACUAAAUCAGUUUUCUUAAUCAAUUCGCGUUUCACGCGUCAAAUUAAGAGAAAAUCACAAAUUGAAAGGCAAUACAGUUAUGAUAAUACAAUAUCCGAUAUUUGCAAAUAAUAUUAGAUUUGGUUAAAAUAUUACUCUUCCUCAAGAUCUCUCGAAGAGCGCAAAUAUAAUGCCGCGGGAAUAAAAUCCUAUAUUAUCAUACUGUAUUGUAAACGGCUCUUAUUUCUCCUUCGUUAACGGGAGAUAAUUGCGUGCAAGAGUUACACGCAACACGCGUAAACAAUAAAAAGACGGGGAAUAGCGGCAGCGGCUCGCGACGGCGAACGAGCGAGAGACGAUCCGCGUAAUGCGAUUCGAUUCGCUGUAAUCCGGCAAGUCGCGGCUUUCGGUCGACAGACGGAUAACGCGCGCUAAUUAAUUAAUGAUCGGCGCAGAGAGUAUCGUCGACGUGGCGGCUGUCGGGAAGUCGAUCGAAAGUUCGACAGCAGUCCGAGAACUCGCGCGCGCGGAAGCGAGUGCGAAACCGAUCGAUCGCCUCGUUAACGACAGUACCAAUUAUAUAAUAUAAAACGUAAUAUCCGCGGCCGAUUCCCCGUGCGGUCGUUUGCGGUAAUGUAAAACUCCGCGGGAUAAUUAAAGCGACGGACAAAGUUAGGUGGGAUAAAGUAGCGCGGGCAGUAACGUGAAUGGCAAGGAAAUCCGCUAUUGAUUCUAGCGACGGAAAAAAGGGACGGCGGAGAAGGGUGAGAGAAUAAGAGAAUUUUAUUAUGUUCCGGGCGAAAAUAUGCUGGAAACGUUGACGAGAGACAAGUAAUUAGUGUUGCACGUGCAGCUCUGACAAGAGCUUUAUAAUAGCUACUAAAUGUUGAGUGAAGUAAUGCCAAUUAAAUAUUUGGUUAAUCAAAUAAAAAAUAAUUUUAUUGGCUUCCCUAAAUAUUUGGUAAGUCUUACUAAAAUAUUACAAAAUUUAUUUCGACUUAUUAAAUAUUUAGAUCUAAAUUGGAGAAAUAAAAAAAGGAUAAAACUAUUCUCAGUUAUAUUAGUCAAAUAUUUAAUUGGCAUUAUUUCACUCAACAUUUUCGACCAAAUUUUUUUUUUUUAACGUACUAGUGUAAGCCAACCGAAUUCUAGUGCAGUGAAACGCGCAGUGAAAUGCUAAUAAGUGGAAAAAUGACACGGGUACAAAUUGCGUUAACGUCAAUUGUAGAAUGUCAAGAGAAGCGUCUGUUUCGCGACGAUACGGGCUUAUUUAGUUUCUUUGCGCAAAUAAUACGGCUCCCAGAAUUAAGGAGCGCAUUCUAAUCACGCAUCCUGCUGGCAAUCUUUUAGACAAUAUGGCGGGAGUCAACUGUACCGUACGUGAGGACAGGUGCACCGACGGCAGGAAUUCGAUAAUUACGAGCGGAAGAGGAUUCGCUCGACGACAACAGGAAUGCCGCGCGACUCGGGAAGAACCGUGGCUUUGCAUAAGAAAGAGGAACGACGUUGGAGAACGGCGUACGGGAGAAGGCGACGCGAGUCGUCGUCGCCGUCGUUCUCGACAUACGACGACAACGACGGCGACGACGACGAGGGAGAUGGAGCGACGUUCCCCGGGGGCGCAAAAUUCUUCGUCAAAAUGCAGUCUGCGCGACAGCGGGGGCGGUAUGAGAGCGGGCAAAAAGCUCGGCAACGUUUUCGUACCGACGUGGAUCCGGAGAGGACCGGCCAGGACCACGUCGUACUCGGAGCUUUACCAUCGCAGAUUCAAUGUCCCGAGGUACAUGCGUAUCCAGUCCCCGGAGGGUUCCACCCUGUCGAUUUGCGGCGACAGUCAGCUCGAGGAGCUCAGCUUGGAUGAGGGUCGCUCGUCCCUUCCGGGCACCUCAAGGGACGACAACAGCGAACUUAGCUUCUAUCGUCGCUUUGUCGAAGAUCACGCUGCUCGCGUGACGUGUACUGGACGAUCCUGCGAAAUACUGAGCAGAGGAAUACCUUCGAAUACCGAACGUAGCGUGUCGGACAGUAAACUGAAGAAGCCGACGUAUCGUCCAUACACCAUCGAGGAGUACAGGAGCCUAUCGAUGCCGAGACCUGAUCGAUCUCUGGGUCCCGAUAAAGAUGGGGUGCUCGCGAAGAGAGAAUGGCUGAUGCGCCGGAGAUCGUACGGAGACUCGGUUAGCGCGCGCAAUCGCGAACAGAUACUGCAGCGAACGAGAAGAUUCAAGUCGAGACGCGCCAUCGCUCAAAAAUGUUUCUUGCCUCCUUUGAAGGAUUGGGACGCCGCCGCAUCAAAGAACCAUGAAAGUACGAGAAUUCCUGAGACGAAUAACGUGACGCAGGAAAGUUUCGUAAAACCACUUGCCGUUCGCUCGAAGGAAAGGAUCGCCGUGGACAAAGUGUCGCGGUCCCGAAGGAGCGAAACGUUCGAGGAAACGUUGAGUUUCGGUUCGUCUACCGUGUUACAUGUCUCCCGCGAAAACGCGUAUUUGGAGACGUUGCAACAGCGUCAUUUGCAGGAAAAAGAACUGGUAGAUCGUCUUAUGCGUCAAGUAUUGAACUCUUGAUCAUGAUUGCUUCGUGUAGGAAAAAAACAGCGUAAAAGUCUCUACAGAUAUAAUUUUUAAACAUUUGCUGUCACAUUUAUACACUCAGUUUAUUUAAUUAUUUUUUAAAUAAUUACUAAUCGGUAUUUUACCGCGAUUCGCUUGCCAUAUUAUCAUAUAUAGCAAUCAAUACCGAAUUACUUAAUGCUUUAUACACAAAUAAAGCUGUUUGAAAUAUUUUCGCGUUACAAGUACAAUUAAUUUGAAUAAACUAUAGGCUAUUUAAAUAGGCCAAUUUUAAAUCUAAUAUCUAUUUCAAGAAUAAAAUCUAGAUUAUUUAAUCCAAACAUUAUUUAUACGAACAAAUUUAUGAUGAUUAUUUUAAGCCAAAUUUGUGCGUUCUAAAGAGAAUAAAAUUAUACAAUUGUAAUAAACAAAGAAGCUCUAACUUUGUUAAAAAAAUCUUAUUACUUAUUCUUUUUCCAUUAACGUUUUAUUUUGUUCAUGGCGUAAAAUUGGAAAGAGUUUAAUAAUAUUAAUAUUAAUUUAAUCUUCAUUUUUCGAUCACAAGCAAAAAAGAAUUGUUUUAAAUUUAAAACUGUUUUAUUUUGUUAUAGAUUUCAUUAUUUGUUUUUUGUCUUAAGCAAUUAGAUAAAACAAAUUAGCUUUUGGAAUAAAUAUUAUUAUUUUAUAUGCAAUAGUUACGCAUGGAUAAUCAUCUGUGUAAAGCUGCGUAAAUUCGGAAACAUUUCUCAUUGCACAUUAAAUUUUCCAGCAAUUUAAAUAUAAUUUGUCUACCAUCUCCCAACCAAAAGCGCGAAAGUAAUAUAUGAACCGAACUGAUCGAAUAAUUGAGUUAAUAGCAAUGAUAUCAACAUGAUUUAUUUAUUAAAUGUGUGUAAAAUUUAUAUACCUGGAAUGUAUACAUGCAAAAAGAGAAGAAAUAAAUUAUUUUUUCUUUCGAGGAGAAAUUGUAUAUAGAAUAGAUUUAUUCUACUGAUUGUAAAAUUAUUUUACUGAAAAGUAUUUCUAUUAUAUUUUUUAAAAGUUUAUUGUAUUUUCUCGUUUUUAUUGCCACGUAAUAUAGUGGUAACGAGUGAAUAGAAGGUUUAAACUUAUUUUAAAUAUCCCAAUAUUAUGCAGUCGCAUAGAUAAAGUUUAUACAUAGAUAAUUUGUUAAAAUAUAUUACAAUACAUCGAAACUUCUCGCACGAGCAGCCAGUAAAAAAACGAUAUUAUCGGAUUAUGUUGCAUUUCACAGAUAUGUAUUUCAAAAUUCAACUCAAAGAUAUUUGUUUAUAUUUCAUGUUAUAAUAUAAGAAAAUAAUGGUUGUAAAAUAAAAGUUGUAAAAACAUGAGCGUAUGUUAUUUGUGUAUAUUACUUGAAAUUUGAAAGAUGCAUGAAAAUAUAGCGAAUAUAGCAAGUAGUUGCAGUUGUUGCUGCGUAAGGUUGACACGAUUUUUCCUCAUUUUAAAUUCGCGUUGCAAGUGUCGAAUGUACGUUAUAUGUACUUGUGUGCCGCGCAUGUGAUAAAGUGCGACUGGCAAUCGUCAUCUGCGAUUCAUUCGACAAAAGUGUUGUUUGAAUAAAAAAAGGUAGAUGCGCAUCCCACAUUUGUCAGCUGCUGUCUCGUAAAUGGUACAUAUUCAUUCCUUCAUAUAUUAUAAUAUAAUCGCGGGAUAUGCAUUCGUGCGGAUUACAUGAGAUUGAACGCAUCAACAGGGUGAUUCCAAUCGUUUUGCGGUCCGUUUCGUCGUUUCUCCGUUUGCAUAAUUCGACAGUUUCAUUUCUCGAAGGAUUCCGCGAUUCGAACGGAUACCCGUGGUACCGCGAAUCUCGAUCGUUUACCCUUUUCUCAAUCGAGAAAUCUGAAUAAGAAACGCUGGCGACAGAGCUACGUUCGCAUUUUCGAAAUAUCACGAGAUAUCAGGAUAUUUGCCUUCAAUUUUAAUUUGCAUAUUUAUUAACUUAUGAUAAAAUAAUCUCUAUAAAAAAUAAGCGUGAGUUUCUCAUUGUUCAAUAGCCGAAAAGAAAGUGAAGUGAGGAGCAGAUGCGUGGUGACGAUAAUUAUACGUAACGCGAAGUUAGCCGCGCAAAUCCCCCCGUCGCAAUCCUGAAUGCGCUUCCUUAGUUGCGCUUGUGCUUCAUUUGCAAAACGUUGCCGGGUAUAUAGCGAAUGUGGUUUUUCGCGCGGGAUCCUAUUUUUCCUGCUGUCACAACGUGAUUAAGUGGCCGUCGUGUGCGAUUAAUAUCGAGAGUGUCGCGUACAAAGUGCCGCGGUCGUCGUUGUUGUAUUCCAGUGAUUAAUGCACGCUUAAUCGUAAUUAACGUAUUUUCGCGAACAGAUGUUGUGUGAGCGCUAUAAAGAAGUAACAAUGGGGAAACAAGAGAAGAAGAAGAGGGGGAGGAGGAUAGGGAGGCAUCGGGUGACGGCGGAGCAACUGCGGGGUGAGAUUUUCAUAAUCUAUUCCAUUAUUCGGUCUCGGUGCAAGUAAUUGUUCGUUUACGCAGCGGUGCAUUUUGAGCUGCGUAAUAUAAUAAUGCUGCACAUAAUAUAUUA